Messenger RNA from Dicrocoelium dendriticum, 2560 nucleotides. The record is from the annotation of a GenBank genome assembly. NCBI's taxonomy places the organism in Eukaryota, Metazoa, Platyhelminthes, Trematoda, Plagiorchiida, Dicrocoeliidae.
GUCCGUUUGUCCAAGAGUGCACUGAACACGAGAGUGAAGCCUGUCAGAUAAGCUGAACACGCAACACUGCUGCUUUACGUUGUCCGAACUUUGUACGAAGAAUAUUGUAGUUAGUCUGUCGAGCACAACCAUUUUGCACAGGAUGACAAACCCGAACGAAGUGUAUUACAGCGGUGCGAACGAAACCACCGCAUUCUUGACAGAAGAGACUCUGUCUUGGGACAACUAUAACUCCUCCUCUCACGUUCUUGACUGGAACUCACACCUCGUAGAGGUGAACUUUGGCUAUGCGAACGACUCCUUCUUGACAGCCACUCUGACUGAAGCAAUCACUUCGACACAAUCGGCCAUCCUAGGAUCCUCCACCUCGUUCAGCCAGCCGGCUGCCAAAUGUGUCAAAGAAGAGUUAUCAGAGCCGGAUUUUCCGCGGUACGCCUGUGAGGGGAGCAAAAUCACCUCAUGGAUCGCUGCGGUGUUCCUUUUGUCAAUGAUCACAUUUGGGAUAAUCAAGUGUCUCACAACUCACGGACCACGGAACAUAUUUGACCUGCGUCGCAAUGGGGUCAGUUUCCCUCAACGUCCGGAAUUUUUUGUACUCAUUUGUUCCAGUCUGCCACUCAUCUUCACCGUCCUCACUCGCCCGUUGUUCACGCCACUGUCACUGAGGCAUGACAUAUUUAUCAGAGGUUGGGGUCUGGCACAGACCAGAUUCUUUUUCGACUUGUUCACACGCACCGCAUCCAUCUACCAUUUGGUCUACUGGGUGUACAGAACACCAAUCAUACACUUACUAUGGCGUAUUCGAAUAUACACGGAACAUAUGUGGACCAAGUGGAAGAAUCGUCCCAAACCAAUUCGGCAAAAGAAGGAGUUGAUUGCUCGUGCCUCCCUGACCACACUUAACAGAACAAAACCACCUGCACGUCGGCCUGGUAGGACAACGGAUUACGGAUAUGGAAAACGUCGCCGUCGUUCCAAAUCGAUCCGUAGCGAUCGAUCAAAUGGAAAGUCCUUUACAAGCGCUCAUCAUUCGCCAUCGGACCCACUACACACCCAACCACCACAAUCAUCCGACGCCUCUGGCACCCACUCGACCUCACAACGCGCGCCUGUAAUUAGUGCGGCGGCGGUGAAUUUGAUAUCCCCACAACCGUUGUUGUCCAGCUAUAUGUUGGGGGAUAGCAUGGGGCCUAGCUUGGGAACCGCAUAUUCACCCUUCCCACAAGGCGCAAUGAACCACUCGAGCGGACUCAACAUGUACAAUCCGUCCCAGGUCAUGCUCCCCCAAGGUGGUGGAUACGGUAGUAUGUACGGAAUGCCCAUGGGAAUGGGAGUGGGCCAACCUGGCUUCAUGCCACAGAGCUAUCCAACACAAGGUUCUUCGUUUGCACCCGGCCCAAUUCCGAACACUGAAAACCAAGGUACAGUGGGGACUGCAAGUAGCACCUUGGUGGAUUCAGCACCCGAUCCUGACAAAUCAACAAAGGUCAAGGCUACCGUAAAACCAGCUCUUGUAAUACCGCCUCCAACACGUGCAUUCUGUUACCUGUGCAAACGCAUUAUACCGGGCAGCAUAUAUAUCACCUCAUUCGUAAUCACCAUACCCUCUGUUCUGGCAUUUGAGGUAGACACAACUGAGACAGCCUUCGUGGUGGCCCGAUGCACACACAUGUGUCGAUCUUAUUUCUAUUACGACCUAGUGGCUCUGGUAACCGUUCCAACAAUCAUGAUCAUAGUAGCAUUUUAUCACGGUGCCCUUGCAAAAAAACAGCUGAAUGGGGGAACAAAAAUGACCUAUCGUCUGCGCUGCUAUUACGUGACAUUCAUACUCCUCAAUAUCCCAAUGUUCGUGCUAAUGCUCACUUCCAUUGGAUUUCGCUUGAGUGCGAGACCGUACAGAGAUAUCUAUGGAACCGGAAUUCUCAUCGCGAUGACGGCUUAUCAUGCGAAUUUUGCACUGAAGCCUGCAAUUUACACAACUGGAUGCAAUUGCAUUUGCUGCACCGACGCCUGUUUCCGCCGAUUCCCAGUCAUUGAUAAAUUUGUUACCUUCUUCACAACACCCGUAUACAUGAAGGACAGAGAGGCGGGUUUGGAUAGUAAUUCACUUGCAGUCUAUCCAGAGAAAGCUGCUGACAAGUCGAUAGGAUAACCUUGAUGGAUUCCGGGAAGAGUUUAUUCUGUCGGAGCGAUAACAUGUGUCGCAGCAUCUUGCCAUUUCGCUAGGGCGUUCAGAUGUAAGAAAUUUCGGAAUCUCUCUUCCGUCCUUGUCUCUAUCUCUAGCCUGAAUUACACUCACCAACAUAUUCUGUAUGCUAGUAUAGCCGGAAACAUUAACUCUAGAUUGAGAAUGAUCUUGAUUUUAUCGAAGCAUUGCUUUAUGGGCGAGUGCGACAAAUAUUGUCCUGUUGCGUUUUAUGCUGCGGUCAUUUGAGUUCAGUCCGAAUUGUUGAGAUCAUAAUUGUUAGCAUUUUUCAAAUAUGUUGUUCAACAGACUCUGGUUGGUUUAUCACCCGGCCGUUUGUUUAGUAACCAACAAAUAUAUGAAUACAUCGCCCUC